Messenger RNA from Verruconis gallopava, 1440 nucleotides. RefSeq lists its product as hypothetical. Gene Ontology annotation, cellular component: endosome. Gene Ontology annotation, biological process: regulation of endocytosis. The transcript has 3 exons. The coding region runs from base 316 to 1122 and encodes 268 amino acids. Gene Ontology annotation, molecular function: GTP binding; GTPase activity. NCBI's taxonomy places the organism in Eukaryota, Fungi, Ascomycota, Dothideomycetes, Venturiales, Sympoventuriaceae. The record is from RefSeq and is a predicted model, not a curated record.
CGAUAACGUUCUCGUCACUCCUUUUAUUUUUUUUUAUUUUUUUAUUUUUUUCGAAACUGUGAACGCUCUCCUCGUAUGUGGCAGAAGCCGCAUUACGCUCAUCAUGGCGAGGAAACGCGCGACCUCGGUCGCAUCGACCAAUUCCUCGAACACCACAAAGGACCAAGAGCUUGGUAGCAUGUAUGACUAUCUCGCAAAAGUUAUCUUGAUUGGACCCAGUGGAUGCGGAAAGUCUUGCAUACUCCAUCGCUUCAUGAAGAACGAAUGUGAUACAUACAUCACCGAAUCCGGACUCUGUAUCGGUGCUAAUAGGAAAUGGUAGGGCGUGUGUUGUCCUCGCAAACCAUCGGCGUCGAGUUCGCAUCCAAGAUUGUUCGAGUUGGCACGGGUGCCAGACGAAAGAGGGUGAAGCUACAGUUGUGGGACACGGCCGGCACUGAGCGUUUCCGCUCGGUAUCUAGAUCUUACUACCGCGGAGCCGCAGGGGCUGUGCUUGUCUACGAUAUUUCGUCUAGAUCGUCCUUCAACAGCCUUUCGACGUUUCUGCACGACGCGAAGAUGCUGGCGAGUCCCCAUCUGAUCACCAUCCUGGCUGGAAACAAGGCAGACUUGACCGAAGAACAAGCUUUUGAUUCGCAGUCUUUACUCGACUCAGAGGUCGACCCCUCGAACGCUUCGGUCAAAACGAACGGAACCGCCUCUCAGACAUCGCUGCGCUCGAAAUCGUCCAGCUGGGCACUGGGAACCGCGAAAACGGCAACGGUCGCGCCAGAAGGGCGCGAAGUAUCGACUGCGGAGGCAAGCACAUGGGCGUCUCAAAAUGGCAUACCUGUGGCACUCGAGGUCUCCGCCUUGAACGGAGACAACGUCAACGAGAUUUUCGAGCGGCUGGCCCGCAUGCUGCUGACCAAAAUCGAAAUCGGUGAGAUCGACCCAGACGAUCCACAGUCUGGCAUCCAGUAUGGCGACGUGAGCGGUUACGAUGCGGACAGUGGAAGCAUAAGAAGUGGAUAUACGGACGGAUCGGGCGUGCGAAGACGAAGAAAGCGCGGCACCGGAGCAAUAAGUGAAUGGGAGGAAGUGUUCCGUCUCGAUCGACGGAGAAGGCGCGGCUGCUGUUGACACAUCCAAUCCGCCAAUGUUUUGAAGGCUUGCUUGAUUUUUUUUUUCUCCGUAAGACGAUAUCGCUAACGUGAUUCGCGCCGUAUUGUCUAGGAUGCUAGGCUUACAAGCGCAAUAUUAAAGAUAGAUACCCCCCAGAAUGUGCUUGGAUGUUACACAUACCUCCUAGAGAGGCAAUCGAUAAUAUUUAAUUACGGUCAUGUUGAUUCUCGCAUAUUCUGAUUGUCUGCUGUCUAGUUAACCUCGGAUUCAAGAAUCCUCCUGGACAAAAUUAUUGCAAGAAGCUAUGGAUAAUACCGCAUAUUCAUUCAAAAAAAA